Cryptomeria japonica (Japanese cedar) is the source of this 3745-nucleotide messenger RNA. RefSeq lists its product as uncharacterized. Gene Ontology annotation, biological process: rRNA processing. Bases 2120 to 3469 code for a protein of 449 amino acids. The record is from RefSeq and is a predicted model, not a curated record. Gene Ontology annotation, cellular component: nucleus. Lineage: Eukaryota; Viridiplantae; Streptophyta; Pinopsida; Cupressales; Cupressaceae. The transcript has 16 exons. Gene Ontology annotation, molecular function: protein binding.
UAGAAGAUGAUUCUUCUUAAGUUUAAAAAAUAAAAAAAAUAAUAAAGCUUUUGUUUAGACUCUGAUACAAGGCAACAGUCUUAUGAUAAAUUCUGAAUUCUUUGUAUUUUUAGACAAUAGUAGCAUUACACUUAGGAAACCUGCGAUAACCCCUGAGAAAUCAUCAUCUAUCUCAUUUGCUGUGCAGUUUCCCAAGAUUAUCAAAAAGUGGUUCUGAUUUUUUCUUUCUUUUUACUUAAAUGUGUACCUUUCUUUUUUUCUUGUCUCAUUUUCACAUUUAGGAGAAGAAAAAUAAAAACAUAGGAAGAUAGAAAUUUUUUAGUAUAGGGUCAAGGCUUGGACAUUGUAACUUUUCAAGUUUAAGUUUAGUCAAGGCUCGGACAUUUUAACUUUUCAAGUUUAAGUUUGAAUAGAUUCAAUUUUGAGUAUAUAUUUUAAACCCUAAUAAGGGCUUUUUAUUUUAAUUAUAUCCUAGUAAGAGUUUGGUACAAAACACUAGGCAGCCUUCAAGUUUACGUUUGAAUAGAUAAAAUUUCAAACCCUAAUAAGGGUUUAAGUACUAUCAUUAUUAGGGUACUCAAAAGAACUGAAUGUUCCCAUUGAGAAUCAAAACAAGUGAUGCAAAUUUUUGUUAUGCUCAUUGCUACUAUUGAGGAUGCAAGUUUUAUUAUGAUACUGAAUGUAUGGACAUCUUAAUUUUCAGAGAUUGUAUAUUCAAGGAAAAAUGGUGCAUGGGUUACCGAGGAUUCAAGCAAGGGGAAAUGAAGUGUGCAAGGGUCUUGCAUGUUUUGUUCCAUCUCUUAGCAGCUCUUGACAUUUCCUGACUCACAACGCUUCGUUUUCUUUGAAUAAUCCUUGUGACCCUUUGGCCAGUUUUAGACCCACUCUAAUUCACAUUUUUGUUUUGUCGUCUAAGUUUCCCUAGUGUUGUGACCCUUCUGCCAUUUUUAGACCCACUCUAAUUCACAUUUUUGUUUUGUCUUCUAAGUUUCCCUAUUGUUUUAUGUUACUCUUUCUUUCUGAUUAGAAAAUUCUCAAUUCACUUUAUGUCUUUAGCAUAAGCGUCUCUUUCCUCUCCUAUAAUUUUUUUUCAGGUACGAUCUUGGGACAAGGACUCCCCUCUACGCAAGAGGCAAACUAUCGGUUGACUCCUCUAACUCAAAAAUGGUCAACAAGGUUCUAACAUCAUUUGUAUAGAGGGGGCAUUUUUAUGCAAUUGCAACCCACUAAUUGUUUGUGAGUGGUGGAAUUGCUGGCCUUUCUGGAUUCUUCUUAUCCAAUUAUUGCUUUGGGCUUAGCUGCAGGGUUGUUCUUGGUUUUCUGAUGGCAAUCGAUUGGCUGCCUGUCACAACUUCCACAUUUGCUUUCCUUGUUCCAACAACUGAUUCAGUCUUCUUAUUUCUUGCUCAUAUUCCUCAUCCUGGUAGUAUCUUCUUUCGUGUUUUUUUUUGACAAAGGGCUUAUUUUGAUGUUUAUCAUUGAAUGAUUGUUCUUCUUUACCAUGACAUUUUUCCCUGUCCUUGUAUCAUUGUCAGUUUUUUUGUUGUUCUGCUUUUCUCUCUUGGCAUGUAGAUCAUGAAGGACAAUGUAGUGUCUUUACAAUAUUCUAGAUAAGUUUAUCAUUAAUGAGUCAACAUGAGUAAUAAUGAUCAGGCUGUCCAAGACAGCAGCUUAAGGCACUUGGUUUUUUUGGGACUCUUGUUGUAAGAAUGUUAAGUUUAUGGCAGUUGCUCUUAUCUUUCUUGGUUGAAUUCCACAGUCCCUUGAACUGAUUGUCUCAUUCAUGCUUAAUUAUAUAUCUCUAUUGUGAUAUGACGUUAAUUAAUGUUGUUGACAACUUUUCUAACUGAUCCAAAUUCGUAAAAGGAAUGUUAACACAUAAUAACAAAAGAAUAGAACAUAAACAUGUACUAGUAAGUGGACACAACAUGGAAUAUAUCAAAGCAGUGAAUGCUUGUAGGCUUGUAGCUAUUUACCUUGAUCAAGAUUAUUGUUCAUAUAAGAGGAUUAAUUGAGAGGUGUGCCAGCUGGACCACAAUUGGGUCAAUGCUGAUCAAUUCUCAGUGAUGACAAUGAAUCUAGUGAGGAAGACAAUAACAGUGAGGAAGAAAAUGAAGGUAUGGUGGUUGAAACCAAUAAGAGUAAAGAUGCAGUAGCAAUGGCACUAGCAGCAGCAGAUGCUAUUGGAAAUAAAUCGGUAGAAUUUCCGAGGGAGCUGAAGGUUGACGAGAUUGCUGAUGGCCUUAAAGAACUUGACAUGGAGCAUUAUGAUGAUGAUGAUGAUGAAGGCAUUGAUAUUUUUGGGAAUGGUUCUGUUGGUGGAUUUUACUGCCCAAGCAGUGACAUGGGCAAAUAUCCCUCUGCAGUUGAUGAUGAUGAAGAUGAGAUUGAGGACAUGACAAUAAAACCUUCCGACCAAAUUAUAAUAUGUGCUCGCAAUGAAGAUGAAGUUAGCCAUCUAGAGAUCUGGGUAUAUGAGGAACAAACUGAAGAGGGUGGUUCUAACAUGUAUGUUCAUCAUGAUAUCAUCUUGCCAGCCUUUCCUCUUGCCCUUGCUUGGCUGGAUUGUAACCUGAAAGGUGGAGAUAAAGGAAAUUUUGUUGCUGUUGGAACAAUGCAACCAGAGAUUGAGAUUUGGGACCUUGAUGUUCUUGACGCAGUUGAACCUAGUAUAAUGCUGGGAGGUGUUGUCAAAUGUGACACAUCGAGAAACAUAGCCAAAAUCAAGAAGAAGAAAAAAAAUAAACAGGCUGCCACCUAUAAAGAUGGAAGUCAUACAAAUGCUGUCCUUGGUCUGGCAUGGAAUUCGGAGUACAGAAAUGUCUUGGCCAGUGCAAGUGCUGACAAAUCUGUUAAGAUAUGGGAUAUUGUUGCUGAGAAAUGUGAACACACAAUGCAUCCUCAUACAGAUAAGGUUCAAGCUGUAGCAUGGAAUUCCAAUCAAGCAACAGUUCUUCUUAGUGGAUCGUUUGAUCGUUCUAUAGUGAUGAUGGACAUGAGGGCUCCAACACAUCCGGGAGUACGGUGGCUGGUUCCAGCAGAUGUGGAAAGCCUUGCAUGGGAUCCACAUACCGAUCACUCAUUUGUGGUUAGUCUUGAAGAUGGCACUGUACGGGGUUUUGAUAUUCGUGUGGCAGUAUCAGCUGUUGAUUCUGAAGGCAAACCAAUGUUCACACUUCAUGCACAUGAUAAGGCUGUCUGCACAAUAACCUACAAUCCUGCUGCCCCAAAUUUACUUGCAACAGGAUCUACUGAUAAGAUGGUAAAAUUGUGGGAUAUGACAAAUAAUCAGCCUACAUGCAUUGCAUCAACCAAUCCCAAAGUUGGAGCUGUGUUUUCAGCUUGUUUUUCAAAAGAUAGUCCGUUUUUGCUUGGCGUUGGAGGUUCAAAAGGAAAUUUGCAUGUAUGGGAUACCCUAGAUAAUUCUGAAGUUAGCAGAAGAUUUGGAAACUUCAGACCACAGAAUUAAUCCUUACGCUUCUCUCCAAUUUUCUUUCUAGAAUGUUUCUUACAAAAUUUGCAGAUAUAGUUGUAUAUUAUGGCUUGCAUUAAGCUUAAAGUUUUUGCCAUUGCUUUUUGCCUUUUUUUGUUUCUAUUAUUCUUUAGUGGAAUAUGCCUAAGCAUCAAAUUGCUUGCGGUCAAAGUUUUGUUAGGUUAAAUGGUUUCUAAGCAGUAUUGUGGCAUGUUGUUCCUUGGAUAUAAAAAUGGGUACCUUUAUCAAUAUAAUUCUUUGUUGCAAGCUCCA